CUUUGAUCCGAAAUUUAUUCCCGAUAAACUACCCUCCGGCGACUAGCGGUUGGACAUCGUGCUUCGUGACACGUCCAACACCGUGCUGAUUGCGAUGCAGAUGUACGCAGCAAUGCGCAAACAGGGACUCAUCGGUUGAUGCAUGAAGUGAGCAUUCAAAAUUCAAUUUAAAUCUCUAUCAAUCUUGUUCAAAAUAAAUCGUACUGUAUAAACUGCAUAAACCUUUUAUAAAGGAUUGACUGUCUGCGAAUGAUCAAAUUUUCUAAAACGACUGGAUUUUCAGCCCAGCGCAUGUAGAAAGCUCAGUCCUGUUCGCACUGACCCUUGCUGAUAGUACACCUUAACUAUCCUGGUCUUCUGUUGCACUAAUAAAUUCCACGACUAUGGGUGUAAGAAACACCUCCAGUUAGCGGAAUAAAAUUGUUCCAAAAAUUGUAGAAAAAAAAAAAAAUACAAACACUUAAUUGUGCAACAAAGUGGUAAUGAGUGGCAUUUGCAGCGAUAAUUCUCCCCGAUUUAAACUGCACCAAAACUCUUUCACUCCAGUUUGUGCGAGUCAGUAUGAUCCCGUCCACAGCUUCCGGCAGCUUGGAACGCCGAAGGGCCCUUCUACUACUUUGCCUCACCGCACAGCUGCUUCUGCUCUGUUUACUGUCCGACGGGGUGACCGCACCGAAGACAAAGCCACGUACCAGUGGCAUGGCCACCAAUCGUACCGUACGCAUCACCAAAAUGUUGUGUAUCGAGCAGCCGUACAAGCACUCCACGCUCCAGCACUGCGAAAUGGAACAGUUUGCCAACGGGACGGUCGGGUUGCACAUUUCCGUCCACAUCCCGAUCGUGCUGGACUAUAUAGCGGUGUCGGCUAAAGUGUACUACAAGUACACCACCUACCGGCCGUUCAUGAUCGACUGGACGAUGGAGUACUGUCGGGCGGCCCGGGUAGGCACGUUCAAUCCGACCAACGCACUGAUCAUGAAGGUGAUCGAGGAAAGCAUGCCCGAUUUUUACUAUCCCUGUCCGCACGGUGUAAGAGUGGGGGAACGAGUGACCCCUCCUAACCGAUCCUAACAGCUACUAAAUGUUCUUGAUUUCUUCCCUCCUUCAGAACCGCACGUACACCGUUUUCUGGCUGCUGGAUCCGAAAUUCAUACCGCAAACAUUACCGUCCGGCGACUACCGGUUGGACAUUUUCUAUCGCGAAUCGUCCAAUGUGCCCCUGUUUGCACUGCAGAUGUAUGGCGCGGUGCGCCGACAUGGCAUUAUCGGUUAAAUACGGUGCUGUGGCACAAUAUAACACAUUCCUUCCAGUUGUCAAGUCACCUGCUGUAUGGCUGUAUAUUAUUCAAAUAACAAUGUAGUUAGUUUCCGGAUCGGGUAGAGCUACGGGUGCAAAAUCAGUCUAAAAAACAGAAGCAUAAAUUUAAAGUUUUAUUUAAAGGGCACCAUAUUGUCUUUGUAAAACAGAUUGAUAAACAGCGGAUGAGUUUCACUACCAAACUAUAUGCUUCUGCAGCACCACAAAGCCAUGCACUAAUAACGGGCUA
Messenger RNA from Anopheles gambiae (African malaria mosquito), 1547 nucleotides. RefSeq lists its product as uncharacterized. The record is from RefSeq and is a predicted model, not a curated record. Lineage: Eukaryota; Metazoa; Arthropoda; Insecta; Diptera; Culicidae. The coding region runs from base 562 to 1071 and encodes 169 amino acids. The transcript has a single exon.